Molecule: messenger RNA, 3241 nt
Organism: Oncorhynchus kisutch (coho salmon)
Lineage: Eukaryota; Metazoa; Chordata; Actinopteri; Salmoniformes; Salmonidae
Product: solute carrier organic anion transporter family member 1C1
Exons: 15
Coding region: 726-3170 (814 amino acids)
Biological process (GO): sodium-independent organic anion transport; bile acid and bile salt transport; transmembrane transport
Cellular component (GO): basolateral plasma membrane
Molecular function (GO): bile acid transmembrane transporter activity; protein binding
Source: RefSeq, a predicted model, not a curated record
UAGAAAUGUUCCAGGCCUUUUGUUAGGCCGGUCCUCAGUACCUCCACUGCCACCCGCUCAUAUAAUAGGAGCUCAGGCUCAGGCUCAAGCUCAGGGGGCAGAGAGUAGGAGGGGAAAGGUCUGCCACCAUAAUCAAGGAGGGAAAGAGGCGGGAGACUGUUUGUCUGGGAUACACAGGAGGAGAGAGGAGCCCCAACUCAGGUCAGGUACUUUAACAUUUAUCUAGUGAGGUUCUGUGUGUGUGUGUGUGUGUGUGUGUGUGUGUGUGUGUGUGUGUGUGUGUGUGUGUGUGUGUGUGUGUGUGUGUGUGUGUGUGUGUGUGUGUGUGUGUGUUUUGGGGGCACUUGAUGGAUUCUGACUCUGCUAUUAUGAGACUUCAGGUUGGAGUGCUGAGAAUUUGGGAGGGGAGAGAGAAUUAGCCAGGCUAAAUCUGGGGGGGGAUUAUCAGAAAACAGAAAAAGUGCUAGUUCCUUUGUCCAGCUAUGCUCCCUGAUUCACCAUCUAACUCAUGUACAUAUUUGCAUUGUGUUGGCCUGUGUUUCCUAUUGUUACUAGCAUUUAAAUGAAGCCAGAAUCAUCUUCGUCAUCUCAGAACAUGGAUUUGAUUUCCAGUACCUGACAGUAACUGUGCCGAGGUGUUUGUGAAUAGCCACUUUUGGAUUCUCAUACUCCAGAGGGUGAGCAAGCUGAGAGGCAGUGGGCUGUCCUGUAUCUGACUGGAUAGAAUGGGUGAUCCAGCGGAGGACAGAGGGAAGCUGACCAGCCAACAGGAGCUGUGUGUUUCUGACAAGCAUGCCACCAAACGCCCCUGCUGUUCCACACUCAAGCUGUUCAUCGUGGCCCUGUCAUUCGCCUACUUCUCCAAGGUUCUGUCAGGGACCUACAUGAAGAGUGCCAUCACUCAGAUAGAGAGACGCUUUGACCUGUCCAGCUCUCUCAUCGGACUCAUAGACGGCAGCUUUGAGAUGGGUAACCUGCUGUUCCUGGCUGUGGUCAGCCAUUUUGGCGCAAAGCUGCACCGGCCCAGGCUCAUUGCUGUGGGCUGUUUCCUCAUGGCUGUAGGAUCAUUCCUCACAGGCCUGCCACACUUCUUCAUGGGACGCUACACAUUUGACACGGUCAUCCAAGGCUCAAUGAAUGACAGUGUCAGUAUAACUCCAUGUCUGGACCUUCUAAAUCAGACAGACAUCCCUGAGAUCCAGAGGGAGACACCUUUGGACAUCAACACAGACUGUGUGAGGGACUCCAGCUCCCACAUGUGGAUUUAUGUGUUUCUGGGAAACGCUCUGAGGGGGAUAGGAGAGACCCCCGUCACCCCACUAGGCAUCUCCUACAUCGACGACUUCGCUAAAGCUGAAAACUCAGCUUUUUACAUUGCAUGUCUACAGACCAUCACACUGCUAGGUCCCAUGUUCGGUUUCCUGCUGGGGUCGUUGUGUGCCAGUCUCUAUGUAGACAUUGGAUAUGUCGAUCUGGAGACUGUGACCAUCACUCCCAAGGAUGCCCGCUGGGUGGGGGCCUGGUGGCUGGGUUUCCUGGUCUCCUCUGUCAUCAUGCUCCUGUCAGGCAUCCCCUUCUGGUUUCUGCCCCGCUCGCUGCCAAAGCAGGGAGAGGAGAACAAGCUGCCCCCUAGCAGCCCUACUCAGGAUGGGACAGAGAACAACAACGCCACCUCACAUCAGGCCAUGACGCUGGCUGAAAUUGCAAAAGGUUUCAUACCGUCACUGAAGAAGCUGCUGAGCACACCAGCGUACUUUCUGCUUCUGUGUGGCAGCCUUCUGAAGUUCAACUCCUUCAUUGGCCUGCUCACGUUCAAAGCCAAGUACAUGGAACAGCAGUUUGGCCAAUCAGCAGCCAGAGCCAACUUCCUCAUUGGUGUGUUGAACCUGCCUGUGGUUGCCGUGGGGAUAUUCCUGGGCGGUCUCCUGAUGAAGAGGUAUAAGCUUGGUGUUGUGUCUGGAGCCCAGCUGUCUUUCGUCACCUCCUUCAUGGCCUACCUCCUCCUCCUUCUGCAGUUUGGCACUAAGUGUGACAACGUUCAGGUGGCUGGGCUGACCGUGUCCUACAAUGGGACCCCUGGUGUAGUGUACAACGGCAACCUGUGGUCAGAGUGUAACAGAGACUGCUCCUGCUUGGCUGGGGAGUGGGACCCUGUGUGUUCAGACAACGGCAUCACGUACACCUCCCCCUGCCUCGCAGGCUGCUCCAGCUCUACAGGAUACGGCAAGAACACGGUAUUCCACAACUGUAGCUGUGUGUUGUCCUCUGCACCAGAGGGCAGCAUGUCAGUAAUAUUAGGCCAGUGUCCUCGCAGCAGAGAGUGCAGCCGCAGCUUCACUUCCUACAUGGCUGUGUCCGUACUCAGCUCCUUUAUCAACUCCCUUGGGACCACGCCUGGAUACAUGGUCAUCAUACGGUGCAUCAAGCCUGAGCUAAAAUCCCUGGCGUUAGGUAUCCAAACUUUGGUGAUGAGAACCCUAGGGGGUAUUCCAGCACCAGUGUACUUCGGGGCUUUGAUUGACUCAACAUGUUUGAGGUGGGGGAUCAAGAAAUGCGGGGGCAGAGGUGCCUGUCGAAUGUAUGACUCUGAUAUGUACAGGGUGAUCUUCCUUGGCCUCAUCACAUGUCUCAGUGGCUCCUCCUACUUUUUCAUCAUCGCAGUCAUUGCCCUGCUGAGGAUACAGUUUAGGAAGGAGGGAGACACCACAACGGGACAGCCCCCACACUCAUCGCUAGAGAUCGAACUUCAGACUCCCCCAAAAACCACUGAACCCCUCAACACACCGAAGGAAAUUGAGGUGCACACCCCUAAAGAGGGAGAAAGAGAGGGAGAGCCGGAACAGGAUAACUCCCUCCAAACUCAAAAAGACACAGAGGUGGAGGAGGAACUAUCCAACACCCAAGUAGAGAGAACGAGUGACCUCAGUCUAACUCGCAGCCAGAAAGAGGAGGUGGAAGAGGUGUUCAGUAGAAGAGAGGAGGAUGUUACUCCAGAUGCCAUCCCUCCUGCUCCUGUGAGCAAGGAAGAAGAGAAGCCUUCUGAUCAGGCCAACGAGCAGGCGGAUGGAGAGGUCAUAGUGAUUCACACCCACAGAGAGAAAGACAACCCACACAACCUCUUGGCUGAGAUGAACCACACAGAGGUAGAGGUAGAGGGCCUUCAGGGCUAGCCAGUCAGCCUGCCUGCUCUUCAAGUCAAUUGUAUUUAAAUUCAUGUUCAUUAAAGAUUUGUACUCAAGAA